Molecule: messenger RNA, 1044 nt
Organism: Drosophila hydei
Lineage: Eukaryota; Metazoa; Arthropoda; Insecta; Diptera; Drosophilidae
Gene: G6P
Product: glucose-6-phosphatase
Exons: 5
Coding region: 1-1044 (347 amino acids)
Biological process (GO): glucose 6-phosphate metabolic process; gluconeogenesis
Cellular component (GO): membrane
Molecular function (GO): glucose-6-phosphatase activity
Source: RefSeq, a predicted model, not a curated record
AUGGAUCUAAAUGUGCUGCGCCUAGCGGCGGAUUAUUACCACAAGUUACUCAAUGCGGAGCUGCAUAUCAAUGAAUGGGUGCAGGAUCGCUUGUUCAUUGCCGAGCCCGUUUUUCGUUUUGUCAGCGUUUACCUGGAGCCGAGUAAUCUGUUCAAUGUACUAAUACCUUUGCUGGGCGUCUGUGGACAAGAUUUGCUCACGCAUCUGGUUUAUGCGCUCAGUUUGGUUAGCGCCGUGAGCUCCUUCGAGAAGUGGAUAUAUCCGGAAUGGCGACCCCUCUGGCGACUACGUGAACUCUAUGCCAAUCAGCAUGCCAUUCGACCGGGCAUUGCAUUGCAGAGUCACGAUCUGAGCUGUGAGACGAGUGGCGGAUUGCCAUGUGGACACAGCAUGGCAUGGACAGCACUGCUGAUGGUUAUAAGUAUGCAUCUGCCAAUAACACGGCGCUCCUUUGCCAGCCGACUAACCAUGUAUAUCAUGAUUGGAUGCUGCAUGCUCUGCAUGUGGCUUAGCCGCCUCUACCUGGCCACCGAGUAUCUGCAUCAGUGUCUGUUAGCCACUUAUAUAGCGAUAAGCCUCUUGUCCAGUUGCCAAAGGCAUUUGAAUUAUUUAUAUGCCCAGCGACGCUUCUGGCCGGUACUGAUGGUGCUUCUGCUUGUUUACCUGGCCAUCUCCAUUUACUUCAUUAAGCUACACCUGGAAAUUGACCCACAUUGGUCUGUCAGGCAGGCUUUUAAGUGGUGUCCCGAACCUACAUAUAUGCGGCAUGAGAGCAGUCCCAUCUUCCUGCUGGCACGAGAUCUGGGUAAUCUAAUGGGCGUCGCAAUCGCACUACCUGUGGAUCAGCUGAGAAAUUACGAUUCAAAAUGUUCACAUCGCUUUGUUGGCAUUGCCAUCGUGGAGAUCCUUAACUAUAUCCUGCGCCUUUUUACACCCAAACAACAUGGACGCUUCUUAUUUCUGGCCUAUGAAUUUAUGCGCAAUGCCCUGCACUCACUGAUACUCGUUAAGCUGCUACCUAAGCUCCUACAUAGAACGAGUUGA